CCUUGCGGAGAGAGCCGUUGCCAGCUGUGAGGGCCGUGGGCAUGGGGCCUGCAGACAUCAUGAGCGUGGGCUUUAUCGGGGCUGGCCAGCUGGCCUUUGCCCUGGCCAAGGGCUUCACAGCAGCAGGUGUCCUGGCCGCUCACAAGAUAAUGGCCAGCUCCCCAGACACGGACCUGGCCACAGUUUCUGCCCUCAGGAAGAUAGGGGUGAACCUGACACCCCACAACAAGGAGACAGUUCAGUAUAGCGAUGUGCUCUUCCUGGCCGUGAAACCACACAUCAUUCCCUUCAUCCUGGAUGAGACUGGCGCUCACACCAAUGACAGGCACCUUGUGGUGUCCUGUGCAGCUGGUGUCACUAUCAACUCCAUUGAGAAGAAGCUGACAGCAUAUCGAGCAGCCCCCAAGGUCAUCCACUGUAUGACCAACACCCCGGUUGUGGUGCGGGAGGGGGUCACCCAUGCCCAGGAGGGGGAUGCCAGGCUCCUGGAACAACUGCUGAGCAGCGUGGGCUUCUGUACAGAGGUUGAGGACGACCUGAUUGAUGCUGUUACGGGGCUCAGCGGCAGCGGCCCUGCCUGUGCGUCCACAGCGCUGGAUGCCCUGGCUGAUGGUGGCGUGAAGAUGGGACUUCCAAGGCGCCUAGCAGUGCUCCUGGGGGCUCAGGCCCUUCUGGGAGCUGCCAAGAGGUUACUGGACUCAGAGGAGCACCCAGGCCAGCUGAAGGACAAUGUCUGCUCUCCUGGUGGGGCCACUAUCCACGCACUGCACGUACUGGAAAGUGGGGGCUUCCACUCCCUGCUCCUCAAUGCUGUGGAGGCCUCUUGUACCCAUGCAUGGGAGCUGCAGGCCAUGGCUGACCAGGAGACAGUCUCACCCGCCGCCAUCAAGAAGACCAUCCUGGACAAGGUUAAGCUGGACUCCACUGGAGGAACCUCCCUGUCUUCAGGCCAUGCCAAGCUAUCAGCCCACACCCUGGCCCCAGCAGGGCAGGACUGACCCGCCUGGCUGCCUGCUUCUUCUCUUCACUUGUCUUGCUUUCCUUCUAAGAUGCUGUCAUACCAUGUCACCCAACUUCUGGGCUCAGUGGUCUUCCUGCUCAGGCUCCUCGGUGCUAGGACUACACUGUGUGCCACCACACCUGGCUGUGCUCUCUGCCUUCUCCUCUCUCGGCUCAAGGUAUCUCUUCUCUUAGCCCAGGGCCACACACAGCUGAGGCUGAAGUCAGGGAGAGGCACAUGACAUACCCUGGGGACCUUUAUAGUCCCUGAGUGCAAGCCCAAUCAUUCUAGGGUUGGCUUCUUGG
Messenger RNA from Octodon degus (degu), 1305 nucleotides. RefSeq names its product pyrroline-5-carboxylate reductase 1, mitochondrial-like. NCBI's taxonomy places the organism in Eukaryota, Metazoa, Chordata, Mammalia, Rodentia, Octodontidae. The transcript has a single exon. The record is from RefSeq and is a predicted model, not a curated record. Gene Ontology annotation, molecular function: pyrroline-5-carboxylate reductase activity. The coding region runs from base 42 to 998 and encodes 318 amino acids. Gene Ontology annotation, biological process: L-proline biosynthetic process.